This is a messenger RNA of Drosophila willistoni, 738 nucleotides long. Its product is annotated as abnormal spindle-like microcephaly-associated protein homolog. The record is from RefSeq and is a predicted model, not a curated record. NCBI's taxonomy places the organism in Eukaryota, Metazoa, Arthropoda, Insecta, Diptera, Drosophilidae. Gene Ontology annotation, molecular function: calmodulin binding. Bases 155 to 586 code for a protein of 143 amino acids. The transcript has a single exon.
AGCGAGCCAGUUCACAAUUUGAAAAGAGAAAAACAAAACUAAAUAAUAAUAAUCAGAAUUGUACAAGAGUGAUUCAGGGAAUAUAUAUAUUUUCAAACCCGGCAGAUGUAACACGUGCCUAACUGAGUCGAAUUGAAGCACACCUUUAAAGAUCAUGUACAUUUACCCGAGCUCACCGGAAUCAGCCUCGUCCUUACAGUCCGAAGAAAGUGCCGCCAUAAAGAUACAAGCUGGUUUUCGGGGAUAUCGUGUUCGCAAGCAACUCCAUCGUCAGACCAAGCCCACAAGCAACGGAUAUUUAAGUCAUCGUCACUCCAAUCAACACAACAGACGACAUCAACGUCUACACGGCAACACAGUGAUGGAGAAUCAACAGAAACCAACCGCCACUAAUGAGAAUGCCCCCGCGGUGGCCAAUGUGGACGGUGACAUGACGUCAGAGGCAGAUCGUUGCGCGACAAAAAUUCAGGCGGGUUUCCGGGGAUUCCUUGUGCGAAAGAAGCAGAAAAUUGCCACAGAUGCGGCUGUUAAAAUACAGGCAGGCUUUCGUGGUUUUAAGGCUCGCAAAGAGUUGAAGCAAUCCUGAUUCCGCCUAGGCAAACAUAUACCAAUAUUUCUAAUUAACAUUUAAGCCCAUAGUUGUAUCGCAAUAACUAAAAUGUAAAUAUUUAAAAGAAGAAAAUGAAAAGCUAGUUCAUAGUGGACGGAGAAAUAAAAUACAUCCAACUAUAAAUUUAA